This is a messenger RNA of Plasmodium gonderi, 1248 nucleotides long. Its product is annotated as variable surface protein. Bases 1 to 1248 code for a protein of 415 amino acids. The transcript is spliced from 3 exons. Lineage: Eukaryota; Apicomplexa; Aconoidasida; Haemosporida; Plasmodiidae. The record is from RefSeq and is a predicted model, not a curated record.
AUGAUUUUUUAUAAUUGGUUAAUAAUGAACAAUUAUUUAGGGGACGAGGAACUUAAAAAUUUACAUUCAAAAUUGAAGUACGCUGAGUUCGAUAAGAAAUAUGUAAAUUGUGAGGGCCAUAGUAUUCCUAUUGAUGCAAAGAGUUUCAUAAAUAAAUACAAGUGGUAUGAGAACGAUUCUAACAAAAUACUUAAAGCUUUUUGCUAUGCAUAUAGAACAAAUAUGAAAACAGAUAUUAAUGAAGAUGAUUGUGAUUAUAUGUUCUUUUGGUUAGGUGAUAUAGUAUAUAGAAAUUUAAUACAAAAAGAUUUAUUUUCCAAUGUUAUGGAUGGGCUUAAUUUUUUUUUAAAAAGUUAUGAAGGUUUCGGUAUAUGUAAUUAUUAUAAAUAUGAUAAUUAUUAUAACACUCAUCAUAUUUUUAUGGGCAUAAAGAGAUUAUUUGAUUUUUCGAAAGAUUAUGAUAUACUUGAAAAAUAUUUUCAAACACCUAACAGGUCUUGUAAUGGUUCUUUUAAUUUAUAUCUCGACCAAGGUGUCAUAAAAUAUAGAGAGUGUAAAAACAGUUGUAAUAAUCCUUCAAGAAGGGAUACGACAUGUAACGCAUUUAAUAAAUACUUUAAUGAUAGGAAUAAAAAUGAUUUAAGAGAAUGGACAUGCAAUUCAGUAGGAAAUGGUUCUAGCUUAGCAGAAGUGCAACAAUAUUAUGAAGAAGUGGUACAAUCACCUCCUUAUGGAGAAGUAAAAAGAAUAGAGAAUCCACCAAGUGUAGAUCAUGGAGCACCUGAGGCAUAUGAAUCUAGGAUAGAGGUACCUGGGUUACAAGAAUCUGGAAUAGAGCCACCUGAGGGAGAGGCACAUAGAGAUAUACAAAUAGAAACUUCAAGUAGAACGACAUAUCAAAAUGAAGAUCAUAGCGUACGUUCGAUUUUAUUUAAAGAACACUCAAUACAUAUACCUUCAAAUGAUUCUACAUUGAGGUUUAUAGGUCCCAAAGUAAAUGCCUUUACUGAUAAUAUAGAUGAUACUUUAGAUUCUUCGUCCUCACAGGGUAUGAUUAUUGCCCCUUUAGUUAUAGGAAUUACAGUUUUCUUUAUUAUACUAUGCAAAUAUUGGUUAGAAAAUGCUUUUCUGGGAAAAUCUAAAAGGAAACAUAAUAUUAUAAUGAAUAGGAAUAUAGCAGAAAAUUAUACAAUGAGAGAAGAUAUACAUUCAGCAAGAAGAUUUAAUGUAACGUACAGUAAUAUAUGA